Messenger RNA from Exophiala oligosperma, 1944 nucleotides. RefSeq lists its product as uncharacterized. Gene Ontology annotation, biological process: regulation of transcription by RNA polymerase II; DNA-templated transcription. Gene Ontology annotation, cellular component: chromatin. The transcript has 6 exons. NCBI's taxonomy places the organism in Eukaryota, Fungi, Ascomycota, Eurotiomycetes, Chaetothyriales, Herpotrichiellaceae. The coding region runs from base 1 to 1944 and encodes 647 amino acids. The record is from RefSeq and is a predicted model, not a curated record. Gene Ontology annotation, molecular function: DNA-binding transcription factor activity, RNA polymerase II-specific; RNA polymerase II cis-regulatory region sequence-specific DNA binding; zinc ion binding.
AUGCCUGUCCAGCUGACAGACCCAAUACCACCAUUCAAUUGCGCAUUGUGUAGUCGUACCUUCAAGAGACAAGUCCAUCUUGCCCGUCACCUCCUCUCGCACAGCAAUGCCAAACACAGAUGCCACACCUGCGGAAUGUACUUUCAUCGCGCCGACGUGCUAGCAAGACAUACAUCGACUCACGACCUGGACAAUCUGGUCCGUCGUCGCAGACGCAGGAGAGGGCCAAUCCCUCCCAAUCUACCUGCAGCACCUGGGACGAUGGUACAGACUCCAGACCUAGAAAGUGGCAGCGAUUGGCUCGAUGAAGCUGCAGAUAGCCUCCUCGAGGGGACGGCCAUCAACUCCCAUAUUGUUCCACAGAACGCAUAUGUGCCCUGUAUUCCGGGUAUACAGAAGGAGGAUUUCCCGUCGUCCCCUUGGACAGGAGAUCUCUCUCUGUACAACUGGACCUUUGAAGACACCACGUUCGAUUUCUUGUUGCCAGAGCCAUCACCAUGUUCUUUGGACCAGCCUAGCUCGGAUCCAUCGCCUCAGCUUGAGCUCUGCAGCAUUACUGGGAUCGAGGAGCUCGAUCCCCCGCGGAGACUGAUCUUCUAUCAACAUUUCACACAAUACUUCCUCCCUUACAUGCCGACUCUACAUGAAAGCACCAUUCAGCGGAGAAAGGAGCCACCAAUCGUGCUCAGCAUUCUCGCGAUUGGGGCGUGCUUUGCCAGAGACGAGGUUAUGGCCGAUCGGCUCCUUGAAAAGGCAAAGAGCGCCCUAGAAGAAGACCAAAUGAGCCCUGCCACACGACUGCAAGUCCUUCUACAUCUAUCUUCCUUUUCUCUCUGGAAUGGGUCCGAAGGAGACCACGAGUGGGCGCUCUCCAAGGCUCAGGAAUUGUCAAGGAUUUUGCAAGUGGUCCUUCGUAAGGAGACCCUUUGUGGACAAGCGCCAACAUGGCAAGAAUGGAUGAGGCGCGAGGAAUGCCUCCGCGCGAUCAUCUCCACGUUCACCUUCUUCUGCCAACUGGACUAUUUUUUCCACGUAUCCACUUCUCUGUGGGUUUCUGACAUGGACAUCCCGCUCCCGGCACCAGAAAAGCUCUGGCGGAUCGACAGCGAAGCAGCCUGGGACCUGCUCAGUCCCAUACCUGAACCGCCAUAUUUCCUGCAUUGCUUCUACGCACUGAUCAAUGUCGACUCGGCGCUGGCGGAGACGCGAGACCAAAUCUCCUACAUUGGACGGAAUUGUCUUAUUCACGCUGUGCUGUCCUACAUCCAGCGGACAAAGCAAGAUCCCCAAGCUUUUGCUGACAGAGAUGCCUUUUGUCGCCGGUCUGCUCUGUCCGAGGGGAAAAAGGCACACUUGAACAUGGUCCUGAACCUGUUCAAAGAUGUCCUCGUGGUGAAUCUUGAGGGUGCUAUACCAAGCCACAAUCGUCAGCUCUGUCUCAUGUUUGACACCGUCAACAUCGUCCAAAUAGCCGGGAUCGAGAUCCAUACGGGCAAAUUUGGCGAUUUCAAGGCCAUGUCUCCGGCAGCUGCGCGACAAGCCUCUGUCUGGUCCUUGGAGGCCUUCAUCAUGCUGUCCAAACUGGAUAUGCAUACCGUGUUGCAUGCGGGGCGGUACGAAUGGAGCGCGCUGGCGUCAUUUGCGCUUUUGCAAUUCAGUUUUGCCCUCCAUCAAUGGGCCACCACCAUUAAGACCCCACGAGGCGAUGUCCGCUCGGCAGAAGAUCAAUCCCUUCUGAAUCGCCUCAAGGUCGCUCUGGUUCGGAUCAACCAGUCUGUGGGACGGGACGAGGAGCUGUGCACGCAGGCUCUCAAGGUUUGGACCAUGACAGUGGGGAGGGUUGCCAAUUUUCAUCGGUCAAGGAUUGUCAUUGCGAAGCUCAGGGAGCUCGUCAAGGAGGAGCAGAGCGCGCAGAGGACGGAGACGGCUGAAGCGCCUCGAUGA